Messenger RNA from Pangasianodon hypophthalmus (striped catfish), 1709 nucleotides. RefSeq names its product dihydroorotate dehydrogenase (gene dhodh). Gene Ontology annotation, molecular function: dihydroorotate dehydrogenase activity. The transcript has 9 exons. Gene Ontology annotation, cellular component: mitochondrial inner membrane; cytoplasm. NCBI's taxonomy places the organism in Eukaryota, Metazoa, Chordata, Actinopteri, Siluriformes, Pangasiidae. Gene Ontology annotation, biological process: pyrimidine ribonucleotide biosynthetic process; 'de novo' pyrimidine nucleobase biosynthetic process. The record is from RefSeq and is a predicted model, not a curated record. Bases 64 to 1290 code for a protein of 408 amino acids.
UCGCGAGAACUCGCGAGAGUUGACUAAAAUCACGUGUAUGCGCCUCCAGUGUUUACAGCCUGAAUGGUCAUGGCGGGACAGCUGAAGAAGCGUCUGAAGGAUGCUGUAAAGAUCCUGGGAUGUGGCAGCACCUUAUUCCUGGGAUACCUCACUGUGACCGGGGACGAGCGCUUCUAUGCUACCACCCUCAUGCCCGUGCUGCAAAGACUUGUGGGAGCAGAAACAGCUCACGUCAUGGCUGUGCGCUUACUCAGCCUGGGCCUGGUGCCCAGAAGUCGCUACCAGGAUCCUGCAUCACUGGAGGUAAAAGUGAUGGGACGGAGGUUCGGGAAUCCAGUCGGGAUCGCAGCAGGGUUUGAUAAGCACGGCGAGGCAGUGGAUGCUCUGUACCGGCUGGGCUUCGGCUUUGUCGAGGUGGGAACAGUCACCCCGAAACCACAGGAGGGAAAUCCGAAACCCCGUGUGUUCAGACUGGAGGCCGACCAGGCGGUUAUUAACAGAUACGGUUUCAACAGCUGUGGCAUUGCAGCUGUUCAGGAGAGAUUAAAAGCCAGAGAAGUUGUUCAAUCUGGGCUCACAAAAGCAGGCAAACCGCUAGGCAUCAACCUGGGGAAGAACAAGCUGUCCACUGAUGCCGUGGCUGAUUAUCUGGAGGGAGUGAGGACGCUUGGCCCCCUCGCUGACUACCUGGUAGUGAAUGUGAGCAGCCCGAACACUCCGGGCCUCAGAGACCUGCAGGGGAAGAAAGAACUGCGCCAUCUACUGGACCAGGUACUGAAAGCGAGAGACAAUCUGCAAGGAGCGAAUCGGCUGCCAGUAAUGGUUAAGAUUGCUCCGGAUCUCUCCCAGCAAGACAAGCAGGACAUUGCAGAGGUCAUCACAGAGCUCGGUGUGGAUGGUUUAAUCGUUUCCAACACCACAGUGUCCAGGCCUGAGACCCUGCAGGACCACAACAGGAACGAGGUGGGGGGUCUCAGCGGGCAGCCGCUCAAAGAGCUGUCCACUCGUACAGUACGGGAGAUGUACACCUUAACGAAAGGGAAGGUGCCUAUAGUGGGUGUAGGUGGAGUGGCUAGUGGACAGGAUGCCCUGGAUAAGAUCCGUGCCGGAGCAUCUCUGGUUCAGCUCUACACAGCGCUGGUGUAUCAGGGUCCUCCGGUCGUAACCAAGAUCAAAAGAGAACUGCACGAGCUCUUAACGGAACAAGGAUUCAAUAGUGUAUCAGAAGCAGUAGGUGCUGAUCACAGGACGUCUGAUGGUGUCGGAUCAUCACACACACAAGGGAAUUAGGCUCUAAAGUGCAGCUCAUGUGUAACUCGCCAGCUCAAGGGAGUGGCUCAGACUGGUGUUAGAUGGUGAAGUCAGGUUUCCAGCGUCAGAUUUUCUCCUUCAUCUGAUCUGAUUUGUGGAUUCAGAUCACUGACGCAAGACCCUGAGCUGAAAUGUUUGAAUGUGGGCCAGUAUGGAAUUGAAAAGGUCUGAAUAUAUGAGGUGACAUGAUGAAACUCAAGUAUCAGCAGUGCGACCCAAGAUGUGGAGUGACUGACUUAAAAAUUUUUUUUAAAAAAACAUACUUUAACGGAGGGCAGAGACUUAUUCAUGAAGUGUAAACAAGCUGACCAUGGAUCAAUUUUUGUAGCGAUUAUGUGAUGUGCCUUGUCAGAUUUUUAAUGUAAUGUAAUAAUAAUAAAAAUCUUUUGAAUACUAAA